Oncorhynchus gorbuscha (pink salmon) is the source of this 1801-nucleotide messenger RNA. RefSeq names its product zinc finger and SCAN domain-containing protein 21-like. The record is from RefSeq and is a predicted model, not a curated record. Lineage: Eukaryota; Metazoa; Chordata; Actinopteri; Salmoniformes; Salmonidae. The transcript is spliced from 2 exons. Bases 275 to 769 code for a protein of 164 amino acids.
GACUUUUAUUUAGAAAAUCUUCCAAAAUUCCGUGACCCGGAAGUACUUUUUGUGUUGCUAACGGGACGCUGAUCUAGUUAUCAACCACGGUAGCUUGCUAGCCAAAAUAGCUAAAACGUUAACGCUCAUUAGACACUUUCGGUGUGUAUUAGCCACUGUUUUAAACACACUUAUGUCGUAUAGCUAGCUAAUUGUCGCAUUUAAUUUCAUUUUACGUUGCUAGUAGUCAGCUAGCUGGCUGGUUAAAUUAGCAGUAGCACUUGCCUUGUCAUUAAUGCUAACAAGCAAGCUAACAUCCCCGACCAUGAGCUCACUAAGCUACUCCCUCCCUGCCGAAGAAGAGGAGGUCUGCUGGACGGUGAAAGAGGAGAAGGAAGAGGAGGCUGUCCCCGUCAAAAAAGAAGUCGCGGGUGAGGCUGUAACAGUGAAAGAAGAGGAAGAAGCUUUCCGAGUGAAACAGGAAGAAGCGAAAGAGCAGGAGGGGGAGAUCACUGUCACAUUGGACGAGGAAGACGUUUUUGGAUUGGACGAAGAGAGGACUGGAAAUCUGAUCAACAUCGGAGCGAUAUCAGACUGUCACUCUGACAUAGGAAAGAGUCCUUCAGGGGAACCCGAUCCAGAGACGUCCAAACCAGUGAGGAGACACCACUGCUCCCAGUGUGGAAAGAUAUUUUCCAGGUUAAAGCACCUGAAAGAACAUAAGAGAACGCACACAAGCCUUAUCAUUGCUCCCAGUGUGGAAUGGGUUUUGGACACUUGGGGUAUCUAAAAGUGCAUGAAAGAACACACUCUGUAGAGAGGCCUUUUCAAUGCUCUCAGUGUGGCCAGAGAUUUAUCCAGGCAUCGCAUCUGAAAGAGCAUGAGAGAACACACACCGGAGAGAAGCCUUUCCAAUGUUCUCAGUGUAAAAAGAGUUAUACCAAAUUAGGGAACCUGAAAAUGCACGCGAGGAUACACACCGGAGAGAAGCCUUUCCACUGCUCCCUGUGUGAAAAGAGUUUUACCUAUUUAGGGAUAUUGAAAAAGCAUGAAAUGACGCACACACGAGAGAAACCUUUCCAAUGCUCCCAAUGUGGGAAGAGUUUGACAGAACACACACAGGAGGGGAGAAGACCUAACGUUGUUAAGACCAGUUAAGGCCCCGGAAUAACCACCUCCAUUAAUGAUUAACACCCUUGAUAAAGAUGUGUUUAAGAUCGACAAUACAAGUACUGAGCUGAAUAUUGUAUGCUGAAAUUGUGUUUUUAUACAAAUACAAUUGCUCAGAGAAAAAUAUUUUGUUUAACAAGUGAAAAAAAAGUUAACUUUCAUUUAUUGGCACCCGUAAAGAUUCUUGUUAAUUAAAUAAAUUAAAUUAAAUCUACGUUAACAUUGUGAUGGGAAAUGUCUCUCUCUGUGUAUCAGAUUGUAUGUUUAGAAUAAUGCUGCUCUGUAAUUACAUGUCUUGGUUCGGUUCAUGCGAGUGACUGACUGAUUGUAGAUGGGAGCAAUAAGACCCAUAAGAAAUGUACUAAUACGGCCCAGAACAUUGUUCUGGGGGACAAAAGGAGUAUCUCAACCUCGUGAGGUAUCAGUCAGUCACAUGCAGGAACCAACGUUAAUAAUGUAAAUCAUGCUCAUAUAACUUGUUUGUGUAGCAGUAUAUAAGGACUGAAAGGGAAACACCCUUUUCAUCAAGCUUGGAGUGAGUUUGUGAACCUCUCCGGGCCGUGAUAAUAAAGAUGGAUUCGUUUCACAUUUUACUUCAGGCGUCCCUGGUGUUGAAUUUACACCACAACAUUAAAUGAUUUUUUUUACAGUU